Molecule: messenger RNA, 968 nt
Organism: Suillus paluster
Lineage: Eukaryota; Fungi; Basidiomycota; Agaricomycetes; Boletales; Suillaceae
Exons: 4
Coding region: 328-795 (155 amino acids)
Source: RefSeq, a predicted model, not a curated record
GUCAGAGAUUACCUUAGUGACACCAGGUGACACCAUGCAGUGAGGUAGCAGUGUCAAGCGCGUCGUGCCCAUUUCCCACUUGCCUCCCAAGUGUAUCGUAUUCUAUAAAGUCACCAUCCAUCUGUAUCGCUAGCCUAUUGUUUCUCUCCCAACUUUCUUUUCUUUCGUUAAGGUUGAGCUGGUCUCUUCCUUGUGCUCUAUUUGCACGUUUACAUUCGCUUUCUUUCGACAAACCCUCUUUGUUUUUUUGAGACGACUCUGAGCAGCGCUCGAUUCCACUCGUUCCACCCCCUUUCUCGACCGCCGACAUUCUUACCUCUUCAACCAAUGGGAAAGCUCAUCUGGCAUGAACUAAGUCGCUACAUCUCCCUCACAGCGAGUGUCUAUGCAGUAUGGGCUAGCUUCUGGGGGUUUUUCUUUCGCAAGUUCUUUUGGGACUUCAUUGGUGGCACCCUACGCGCUCCCGGUGGUCUGCAACCAUCUCCCAAGGUUGCUAUAUUUAUCACGGUUAUUGUUAAACAUCCUAUUGUGCAGAUAGCCACAAUGGCCCUCGGAUUUAUCAUGAUCACCCUGGAAUAUCCCCUACCCGUCCUGAAGGGAACUGCCAUACACAGGAGCAUCAUUCUUAGAGUGGUGUUACUGACAAUACAAGCAUCCGGAACGGUGCUUUUCUACCAAGGGACAAAUGCGGCAUUGUGGUCAUUGAUUGCCGUAAUGUUUUAUAUCCGUGCAUUAAUGUUGAGAGAGAAAAUGGAGGAAGGAAAAAGAAAUACAGGCCCAGUGGAGCAGGCAUAACUUGUGCGUUUACACACGCGAUCCCCAAGUUUUGAACGAUAGACUGUCGGUCUGCGACUGCAGUGUACUUGUUUCCCUUUUCAAUAUCUUUUGCUCCUUGUUGUACAUGUACAGUACUUACCAGUGUAUCAAGAUAUCAAGAACGUUGGGUUUCGAACAAGAAAUGAUUACAC